AUGAAGAUCAAGAAGCUAUUGCCAUUGGAUGCAACGUCUCGUAGACUGAUUGACUGGAUGGAGAAAGGUGUGUAUGAUGCAUUACAGAAAAAGUACCUAAAAACACUGUUGUUCUGCAUAUGCAAAUCGGUGGAUGGACCGAUGAUUGAGGAAUACUCAUUCUCUUUUAGUUAUUCCAAUUCUGAUUCCCAAGAGGUUUCUAUGAAUAUUAAUCGUACUGGAAACAAGAAGCAAGGCAAAGCAUUCAACUCUAACUCCACCUCUGAAGUUACUCCCAAUCAAAUGAGAAGUUCUGCUUGUAAAAUGGUCCGUACUCUGGUUCAACUGAUGAGAACUCUGGAUAAGAUGCCAGAAGAGCGUACUAUAUUGAUGAAACUUCUCUACUAUGACGAUGUGACGCCAGUGGACUAUGAGCCUCCCUUCUUUAGAGGCUCUACGGAAGAGGAAGCUCAUAAUUCAUGGACCAAAAAUCCUUUAAGGAUGGAAGUUGGAGAUGUCAACAGCAAUCACUUUAUGUUAGCUCUCAAGGUGAAAAGUGUACUUGAUCCCUGCGGGGAUGAAAAUGAUGACAUUCAAGAUGAAGAAGUAAACCUCGAUGCCGACUCUGUUCAAAGAGAUGAAUCUUCUGAUUCUGAUAGUGAGGUUAGUGAAUCACGAGAUGAAGAAUUUGUUGUGGCACCAGUAGAUAAGCAUCGACCAGACGAAGAAAAUAGCGUGGUGGAUGAAGAUGAUACUCAAGACCCCAUGGAAGAUGAACAACAAUUGGAAAGGGUGAAGAAUUGGAUCAAUAAUCUUCAUCUUGACACUGUUGGAGUUACUGAUGUGCUCUCCAAUUUCCCCGAGAUCUCAGUGGUUUUGACAGAAGAAAUAAUGAACAAACUCAUAAAGCAAGGUGUUUUGUCUAGCAGUGGAAAAGACAGUUACACCAUAAACAAGCAGAAGAAAUCCGAGUGUGAAUUUCCGGUUAAAGAAGAAAUGGAUGGACAAGUCCACAUUGUUCAGAAGUCUCCAAAGGUUGAAGAUCACUUGUAUAUGAAGGCUUUGUACCAUGCUCUUCCAAUACAUGUGUCAGCUGCAAAGCUUCAUAAGAAGCUGGACGGACAAGUAAAUCAGAAUGUUGUUCGAAAGAUUAUAACUAAGAUGACGCGCAAUGGUUUUUUCGAAGCUAAAGGCAACCGUAGGCUAGGCAAACGAGUAAUCCACUCCAAACAGACAGAGAAAAAGCUACUGGAAGUCAAGAGAGCUCUAAACAAUGACCCAAUAAGAUUGGGUCUCAACAAUACCCAAUAA
Hibiscus syriacus is the source of this 1290-nucleotide messenger RNA. Its product is annotated as meiosis-specific protein ASY1-like. Lineage: Eukaryota; Viridiplantae; Streptophyta; Magnoliopsida; Malvales; Malvaceae. The record is from RefSeq and is a predicted model, not a curated record.